AUGACCGACAAAGACACUGUAUUAAUUCUUUUCGACAUUUUUUUCUUUCUGGCUGGAGUUGUUGGCUCUGGAACAGCCUUUUAUUUCCUCGACAAGCGGAUGGACCGACAGCGAAAAGAGAAAAUCGAGAAAAUACUGGAUAUGGAAGUGAGUAUCAAUUUUCGAGGUUCUCAAAUCGUUUGUAAUUGAGCUCCGGAUAAUUUAGAAUUAAUUUUAUUCAAUUUCAGAUCCAACUUGGCAAGCUAAAAGCCACUGCCGUCGCGGAGGAAGAGGUCAUAGGUCAUAUCAAAAAAGUGGGGGAAAUGACCAAAGAACAGGCCGAAUUGAUAUUCGAAAUGGGAAUUCAGGAUGUUGAAGGGAAUCUCAAGAAAUUUCAAGAUGCAUAG
Molecule: messenger RNA, 386 nt
Organism: Bursaphelenchus xylophilus (pine wood nematode)
Lineage: Eukaryota; Metazoa; Nematoda; Chromadorea; Rhabditida; Aphelenchoididae
Source: the annotation of a GenBank genome assembly